Fundulus heteroclitus (mummichog) is the source of this 5648-nucleotide messenger RNA. RefSeq names its product tumor necrosis factor, alpha-induced protein 3 (gene tnfaip3). The transcript is spliced from 9 exons. Gene Ontology annotation, biological process: protein deubiquitination involved in ubiquitin-dependent protein catabolic process; protein K29-linked deubiquitination; cell migration. The record is from RefSeq and is a predicted model, not a curated record. Gene Ontology annotation, molecular function: K63-linked polyubiquitin modification-dependent protein binding; zinc ion binding; DNA binding. Bases 391 to 2862 code for a protein of 823 amino acids. NCBI's taxonomy places the organism in Eukaryota, Metazoa, Chordata, Actinopteri, Cyprinodontiformes, Fundulidae. Gene Ontology annotation, cellular component: nucleus; cytoplasm.
GAGAGCAAAUGGGUGGACGGAAAGUCCCUGUGUGGAAAUCCCCUUGACUUUUUUUUUUCUCCCUUUUUUUUUUUUUAAACUAGCGCUUAGCGGACGAGGGUAGUCUUUCGGAAAGGCUUCUUCGAGCUGCGGAGGGCUCUGGAUUAUUAGACGCUAUAGUGGAGGGAAAAGAGAGGUUUGAAUGGCGCCGAGAGCCGCAGCGGUGAGGCUGAGUGAAGUGGCUGAGAGUGGACUAGCCUGAGCAUCCGGGAGGCUUUGUUAUCACCACCCCUCCUCUCCCCCCACGACAUAUUACACAGAUUUCACGUUGUCCCAUCAUCGUCGGCUAGCGUCUCCUCCUUUCCUCCUCGAUCCUCCUCCUCCCCGUCCUUCCAACGUCUCCCGUCCGCCAUGUCGCAGGGCCAGAACUUCCUCCCCAAGUUCCUGUUCGUCUCCAACCUGCUGAAAGCGGUGAAGAUCCGCCAGCGCGUGCCCAACGACGUGGUGAAGCCGGCUGCCAGCGGCGGCCUCAUGCACCACCUGCGAGGGAUGCACCGCUACACGCUGGAGAUGAUCGCCAUGAACCACUUCCCCCAGGCCUUCAGGGAGGUGGUGCAGGCCGCCAUCCUGGACCGGGCCAUGCAGGCCUCCCUGGAGCAGGAGAAGAAGCUCAACUGGUGCCGCGAGCUGAAGAAGAUGGUGCCGCUGCGCACCAAUGGAGACGGGAACUGCUUGUUGCACGCAGCCUCCCAGUACAUGCUCGGCGUCCAGGACACGGACCUGGUGCUGCGGAAAGCUCUCCACGGUGUCCUGAAAGAGACGGACACGGCCGUGUUCAAAGCCCGCUUCCAGGCGGAGCUGCUGCAGUCGCAGGAGUUCACCCAGACCGGACUCAGAUACACUACCAUGAACUGGGAGGACGAGUGGGACAAGAUUGUCAAGAUGGCGUCGCCGGUCUCCAGCAGCAACGGGCUCCAGUUUGACUCCCUGGAGGACAUCCACAUCUUCAUCCUGUCCAACAUUCUCCGCAGACCCAUUGUCGUCAUCGCAGACCAGGUGGUGAGGAGUAUGAAAUCUGGCUCCUCCAUCUCCCCUCUGAACGUGGGCGGGAUCUAUCUGCCUCUACACUGGCCGCCCACGGAGUGCUACAAAUACCCGCUAGUGCUUGGCUACGACUCCCAGCACUUCGCGCCCCUCAUCACCGUCAAAGACAGCGGUCCAGAGAUCCGAGCCGUUCCCCUGAUCAAUCCGAAGAGGGUGGGCUUCGAGGAGCUGAAGGUUCACUUCCUGAUGGAGAAGGAGCAGCCACAGAAGGAGCGGCUGCUCAACGACUACCUGCACCUCAUAGAGAUCCCCGUCAUCGGCCUAGGCCACGAAACCGCGUGGAUCAUGAAAGCUGCAAAGCUGGACGAGGGGAACCUUCCCGAAGACAUGAACCUGAUGGAGGACUACCUGCAGCUCGUCAACCACGAGUACCAGCGCUGGCAGGAGGACAAGGAGCAGGCCUGGGCCGCCCAGCCGCAGCGACCGCCGCCCUUUUCCGUCUCCCAGCUCUCCCUCAUCGAGAUCCGCUGCGCCACGCCCCGCUGCACCUUCUACGUCUCUGUGGACACGCAGCCUCACUGCCACGAGUGCUUCGAGAAGCGGCAGGCCACCACCGGAGGGGGCGCACGGAUAGAAGGGGUGGUUCAGACCAAGGGAGCAGGCGUGCAGGGCGGACUGGGGAUGAUGGGGGGAGCGGAGACGGAGGUGAGCUCCAGAGGAGCCCGCAGCAGCAGUCCUCCUUGCUCCUCCUCAGGGAGAGGGGUGGUGCUGUCAAGUCCGCGCUCGGCGCCGCCCACCGCGCCCAGCCUCAGCCUGUACAGCGAAACUCACGCCAUGAAGUGCAAAACACCCGGCUGCCUCUUCACCCUCAGCGUGGAGCACGACGGCCUUUGCGAGCGCUGCUUCAACGCCCGGCAGAACCACGGACCCCCGGGGGCCGGGACGGCCGCCGCCGGACUCCCGGGCCCCAACGGGGGGGCGCCUGUCGCUUCCAACCCGGCCCAAGGCUCUGGCUGGACCCAGUGGGGGGGCUGCGACGCAGAGACGGAGCGAUGCAGCAUGUGCAGGCAGGAGGUGGUCAGGAUAUUCAACGGCCUGUGUCCGCCGUGCAUGCAGCGGCAGCAGGCCCCGGAGAGGGGGGAGUCCCAGCAAGGCAACCACAGGACUGAGGCCUCGGCGUGGAGCCAGGCCAGAGACAAUGAGCAGCCCUGCCUCACCCUAACCCCAGCACACACGUCCGUCUGGCAGACUCCUCUGGCCCAGCGCUGUAAAAGAUCUGGCUGCCAGUUCUUUGGGACCCCGGAGAAAUUGGGUUUCUGCACUAUUUGCUACGUAGACUAUCAGACAAACCACCGCCUGACUCCUCCUCCUCCCGCCCCGGUGCAGAGCAGGCGCGGCCUGGAGCCGGGUUUCCAGAACGCCACACGGUGCCGGGGGUCCGGGUGCGGCGCGGUUGGCAAGGCGAUGCUGGAGGGCUACUGUGAUAAAUGCUACGUCAAGGAGCAAAGUGCGCGUCUCAAUCAAGUGGCACAUCGGACACCACACUCCCCUCCGCUGGUCAUGCGCGACCGGGCAGCUAAACCCAGAUCCUCGCAGCAGUCCCAGACCCAGACCCAGUGCCGGCGGAGCGGCUGCAGCAACGUGUCCCCGGGCUGCACGGACCUCUGCCCGGAGUGCCACACGCGCGGCCAGGGCAGGGAGGCGGGCAGGCGGGCGCAGGCGCCCAAGGAGAAGUCCAAGCAGAGGUGUCGGACGCAGGGCUGCGACCACUAUGCCAACCAGGAGAAACAGGGCUACUGCAACGAGUGCGACCACUUCAAACAGAUCUACCGCGGCUGAGCGCGCCGCAGCGACGACGACGACGACACAUCGGUAGCACGUUGGAGAGCCACCGCCCCUGCCGUGGGAUCCCCAUGCCAGUCAAUGCACCUCUGAUACUAACUAACCAACUAACUAACUAGCUAGUGACUAACUAGUAACCUUAUGGCCUGAAAAAUCAACCCCCUCUCUCAAUGUCGAAUGUGAAGAGAGAGUGUGUGUACGAGGGGGAGGGGGUGAGUGAGCGUGUGUGUGGUUUAUUUUAUUUGUUUUUUUUGUUUUUUUUAUUAGCUUUUUUUUUUUUUGCAGUAGACAUGGCCUCCAGAAUACCUCUUUGUGCAAUUAUUAUCAUCCGAUUCGCCGUGUGCUCUUACACGGCCAGAGGUUGGGCUCCAUGUCCGAGCAGCUGACUUCGCCCUUGUGUACAGUGUGUAUUUAGAGGUACGUAGGGAAUCGUGCCGGACAAAAUGAUUGUAUAUUGGCUCAACGAGAAGCAUCUGACAUUGCUUUAUAGACCACAGCCAAGGAUUUUUACCAUGUCUGUCUGUCUUAACCCAUCCGUGUAUCUGUCCGCCUGUCUGUCUGUCUGUCUGUCUGUCUAGCGUUUGCUGCGAGGGGCACGGCGGUUUCGGAAAGCCCAGCAAAGAAACCCCGCGGAAGUAAGAAGCAGAAGUGAGACGGACUGAGCGUGUUCCUCGCGCGUCUGCAGUCGAACGUCGUUUAUCUCGGCGACCCAAAAAAAUCCCUCAUUAGGCGAGAGGUUGGGGGACGUGGCAGGAGGAGCAGACAGCACGACCACCUUGAGUUAAAAUACGACGGUUUCGCACAAAAACGACGCAAAACAUUUCGGACGAAACGUGCAACAGGAUCGACUUGCUUUUGUUUAAAAAACGGACAAGCGGCAAUAAUUUCCGACAGCUGCUAAAAUACUAUAUUUAUAAUUAAAGUUAAGUAAAUGCUAUCUAUAAUAACGUUGUGAUGCGAGGCGUCUACGUCCUCUGGGGAGUGGGAUCUGAUUCCAGCAUUUUUAGCCUGGAUGGGUGUGAGAAGCGGGACAGAGAAGUGGGACAAUGUUGGCGUUUUCCCCCGACUUUAGGGUCACUAAACGGCGCGAGACAGACAGGGCAGGCCCCUGCUGGUUCUGGUGCUACAUGUGCAGAAACACGAGCCUUUCCCCAUAUUAGCCGACGCGCCGGUGUCAGCGGCCACAACAAACACAGAGCUCGCCCUCUUUACCAUUCCCGCUUUCCUUCCUCCACUUUUCCUCCUUCUCCCAAAAACGGAUACGUUGCCUUGGACAUUGCUUUCAUGUUUACUCACAAUCUUAAGCACCUAGAGACAUUCGCACGCACGCAGAUGUAGUACGGCCGCUCCUGACAGUGGGGGAUUGUUUUAAACGGACGACGGAAGGCGCGAGCGUCUGGAUGAUUUUUUUUCCGCCACACAUUUGCACACGCAAACAGGCGCGCUCCUGUGAGAUUGUAGGGGCGAGCGCGCGGCGACGUGUCUGGGAAUAGACCCCCUAAAGAAGGCACGUUGCUCUCCGGCUCCUGCUGGACACGCCGGCAAAUUUCCUUCAUCUGAAUGUGUUCCGCGCUGUUAUCAAGGCUUAUCCUUGAUACGUUUUGCCUUUAAGUAGUUCUUAAAUUUUAUGGACCAUAAAAAGAGGAGGAGGAGGAGGGGGGGCUGAUAUGUGAUGCAGAUCAGCCCCCCCCCCUUAAUCCUCCUUUUAAUACGCUUUUGUGAAUAUGGAACCUAGUCCAUAUUGUAGGACCUUCCAACCCGAUGCCUCAUUUUACAACACGAACAACGAGUGCACAGCUCUGUGCAUCUGGACGAUACACAAACAAAACUGACAUUUCUCUUUGCUUUUGUUGGUUUUGGAAGUUUUUAAUGUAUUUUGAUAAAUCUGUUAAUUUUCGUUUGUUUUGGAGUUUUUUUUUUUUUUUUUUUUUUGCCAAAAAGACAAAAACAGAAGAAAAAAAAAUGUGCCAUCAAAACAGUUGUUGUUACCUCCUUAAAACGGCCAGCCUGGGUUAUUCUAGACUAACUUGAAAGUGCCACAUAUAGACAUCUUCAAUUCUGUGAACCCCCCCCUCCCAAACCAACCAACCACCUUCUUUCCAUGAAUGUCUGUUCGGUUUGAACAGUGAGAAACCUGCAUCUGCACAGAUAACCUGAAGCGCAAAACACGUCCGACCGACCGACCUCAAGUGUGAGAUCAGCCGCUGCCAAACGCCCACUCCUCUGUAGAUGUCCAUCUGUGGCUUUAGUGUAGAAAUGACAACCAGGCUCCCGGUCUGCCUUUUUCAUUCAACUGUAACCGAAGCUGUCGGGUCAGCCCCCACACGCUGACGGCCUGGGCGUAGAACUCUGUGUGCUUUAAUCACCUCUAGACGAACCUUAAUCAAUUAAAGGCCAAUUAGUGGUCAGCUCAUCGGGACCCACCCUAACAUGUUUUUUGGAGGUGGGUUCUGACAGAUUUCUUUCUUUCUUUUUUUUUUAUUUUAUUUAUUUUUUUUGCCUGGGAGGAGAUCAUAUAAAUUGCACAUAAUUUGUCUAAGCUGCUGAGGCAUUUAGGACUUGUCUAGGGACAUUCCACCGGUGGAGAAAGCAUUGGCUUAAGAGCAGAAGGUGUAACAAAACAUGCAAAUGGUUUGGAAGUUUCUUUCGACAGUAGGGUAAUGUAUGAAAAAAAAAAAAGCCUGGUUUUAUUUGUUAAGUAUUUAUUCAUAUCAAAAUAUCUGUAUUGUGUGAUUCAAUAAUUAUUUAUAUGUUGUGAAAAUAUGAAUUAUUUUUACUAAGAA